Messenger RNA from Orycteropus afer afer, 1239 nucleotides. RefSeq names its product zinc finger protein 704 (gene ZNF704). Gene Ontology annotation, biological process: regulation of transcription by RNA polymerase II. NCBI's taxonomy places the organism in Eukaryota, Metazoa, Chordata, Mammalia, Tubulidentata, Orycteropodidae. The record is from RefSeq and is a predicted model, not a curated record. Gene Ontology annotation, cellular component: nucleus. Gene Ontology annotation, molecular function: RNA polymerase II cis-regulatory region sequence-specific DNA binding; DNA-binding transcription factor activity.
AUGACCUUCUCAUUUCAAUCAGAGGACUUAAAACGCGACUCUAAUAAAAAGUCUCAUCAGCACUUGUUCCCCUUGGCCAUGGAAGAAGAUGUGAAAAUAACAGACACCAAAAAAACAAACCGAGUCCUUGACCAUGAGAAAGAAAACACUCGCUCCAUCUGUCUUCUUGAGCAAAAACGAAAAGUUGUUUCUUCAAACAUUGAUGUUCCUCCAGCAAGGAAAUCUUCAGAAGAAUUGGACAUGGACAAGGUGACAGCAGCAAUGGUAUUAACCAGCUUGUCAACCAGCCCUUUGGUUCGAAGUCCUCCUGUGCGACCAAAUGAGGGCCUCAGUGGAUCCUGGAAGGAAGGAGGAUGUGUGCCUUCCAGUACCAGCAGCAGCGGCUAUUGGAGCUGGAGUGCCCCUAGUGACCAGUCCAACCCAUCCACGCCGUCACCUCCGCUCUCAGCCGACAGCUUCAAACCCUUCCGUACCCAGGCUCAGCCGGACGACGGCAUUGACGAGUCAGAAGCCAGCAACCUUCUCUUUGAUGAGCCCAUUCCUAGGAAAAGAAAGAACUCCAUGAAGGUGAUGUUCAAAUGCCUCUGGAAAAACUGUGGGAAAGUGCUGAGCACUGCGGCAGGCAUCCAGAAACACAUCCGGACCAUUCAUCUUGGGCGUGUUGGGGACUCUGACUACAGUGAUGGAGAAGAAGACUUCUACUACACAGAGAUCAAGCUCAACACCGAGUCAGUGGCAGAUGGCCUGGGCAGCCCUGCCCCAGUGUCUCCCUCCCAGUCCUUGGCCUCGCCUCCUACUUUCCCCAUCCCUGAGUCAAGCCGAACGGAAACUCCUUGUGCCAAAACUGAGACUAAACUGAUGACGCCCUUGAGCCGCUCUGCUCCCACCACCCUCUACCUCGUGCACACCGACCAUGCUUACCAGGCCACACCUCCAGUGACCAUUCCAGGAUCAGCAAAGUUCACCCCUAAUGGCAGCAGCUUCAGCAUUUCCUGGCAGUCUCCUCCAGUUACUUUCACAGGCAUUCCAGUCUCACCAACACAUAACCAUCUGAUGGGCACAGGAGAGCAGAGACAACACACUCAUACCGUCCUGUCCUCUCCACCCAGAGGAACUGUCAGCCUAAGAAAACCCAGGGGAGAGGGCAAAAAGUGCCGGAAGGUGUAUGGCAUGGAGAAUCGAGACAUGUGGUGUACCUCCUGCCGCUGGAAGAAGGCCUGCCAGAGGUUCAUUGACUGA